Molecule: messenger RNA, 3920 nt
Organism: Bemisia tabaci
Lineage: Eukaryota; Metazoa; Arthropoda; Insecta; Hemiptera; Aleyrodidae
Product: monolysocardiolipin acyltransferase Mtpalpha
Biological process (GO): fatty acid beta-oxidation
Cellular component (GO): mitochondrial fatty acid beta-oxidation multienzyme complex; mitochondrion
Molecular function (GO): long-chain (3S)-3-hydroxyacyl-CoA dehydrogenase (NAD+) activity; NAD+ binding; enoyl-CoA hydratase activity
Source: RefSeq, a predicted model, not a curated record
AAAGUUGUUGCAAGUAGCAAGUUGAAGUUUCGUAAGUUCUGUCUGGAUUCGUCCUCCAUUUUUUCUCCAUCGCCGUCACCGUGUGCAGUUGCAUCGCUCGCGGCGGGUCGAGUCGCGAUAGUUUCGUGAUCGAGUGGACUUCGAAAGCUGUGCCGCUCCAAAAUGUCGUCCUGUAGAUUGUUCGGUGUCUCUGAAAAGCUCUCGGAAGUGAGCAUUAAAUACCUCAGCAGCCAUGCUCCAUUCCAACAAAGAUUUCUAUCUACUACUGCUGUCUCCAAACAAGCAGAGGCGGCUCCCUCUUCUGAUGGCAAACACCUGAGCGUGAAAAAAGUCGGCAAUGUUGCUGUCAUGACAUUAAAUUCACCCGGAGCAAAGGUGAAUUCUUUAAAUGCAGCUGUCAUGAGUGAAUUUGGAGCAGCCGUCGAGGAGUUCCAAGGGGACUCUUCUGUUUCAUCAGCCGUUCUUAUCUCGGGCAAGCCAGGUGUUUUUAUUGCCGGUGCAGAUAUUACAAUGUUAGCUGCAUGUAAAACAAAAGAGGAAGUGAAGAAUAUCUCGGUAUCUGGUCAAAAUUUAUUGGCAAAGGUUGCGGCAUCUAGGAAACCCAUCGUAGCUGCUAUAAUGGGGCCUUGCUUAGGCGGAGGGCUUGAAGUGGCUCUAUCAUGUCAGUAUCGUAUUGCUGUUAAAGAUCGUAAAACAGCUGUGGGCCUGCCAGAAGUGAUGCUUGGUCUUUUGCCUGGAGCUGGUGGGACCCAACGGUUACCUAAGUUAACCUCAGUUCCUACUGCUCUUGAUCUUGAGCUAACCGGUAAGUCAGUGAAAGCUGACAAAGCCAAGAAACUAGGUAUUAUCGACCUGUUGGUAGAUCCCCUUGGGCCUGGAUUAGCCCCUGCAGAGACUCGAACAAUGGAAUAUCUAGAAGAAGUUGCUGUCAAAGUGGCACAAGAUAUUGCUGCUGGUAAAAUUACACUCCAAAGGAAGAAAGGUUUAACCGAUAAAGUUUUGAAUUUCGCUCUUGGUUAUGAUUUUGUCAAAGAUAAAAUUUUUGGCAAAGCCAAAUCGUCUGUCAUGAAAAUGACAGGUGGAUUAUACCCAGCACCUUUAAAAAUCAUCGAAGUGAUUCGAACUGGCAUCGAUAAAGGGCCUCGAGCAGGGUAUGAAGCAGAGAGUGAAGGCUUUGCAGAGCUAGCGAUGACUCCUCAAAGCAAAGGUCUCAUUGGUCUUUUCUUUGGACAAACCGAAUGUAAAAAGAAUCGUUUUGGCAAACCACAAACACCUGUCAAAACUGUUGGAGUUCUAGGUGCCGGUCUCAUGGGAGCAGGAAUUGUCCAAGUCAGUAUUGAUAAAGGUUACAAUGUUAUAAUGAAGGAUGCCACAGAUAAGGGCUUAAGAAGAGGCGAAACUCAAAUAGCGAAUGGUCUCAUUAAUGGCGUUAAAAGGAAACGUCUGUCUGCGCUGGAGAAGGACAGGUAUUUAGCAAAUUUAGAUGCAACUUUAUCCUAUGAUAGUUUCAAAAAAGCUGAUCUCAUCGUGGAAGCAGUAUUCGAAGAUAUCAAUGUCAAGCACAAGGUUAUCAAAGAACUAGAACAGGUUGUACCUCCUCACUGCAUAAUUGCUACAAACACUAGUGCUAUACCAAUAGCUAAAAUCGCUGCUGGUAGUUCCCGCCCAGAAAAGGUUAUUGGAAUGCAUUACUUUUCACCUGUAGAUAAAAUGCAAUUGCUUGAAAUUAUCACACAUGAUAAAACCUCAAACGACACUGCUGCUGCUGCUGUUUCAGUUGGUCUAAAGCAAGGGAAAGUAGUCAUCGUCGUUAAAGAUGGUCCUGGAUUCUAUACAACUCGUAUUCUUUCAACAAUGUUAUCGGAAGCUAUGCGGCUUCUUCAGGAAGGAGUGAAUCCAAAAGAUUUAGACAAACUCACCAAGCAAUUCGGGUUCCCAGUAGGAGCAGCGACUCUGUCGGACGAAGUUGGAAUUGAUGUAGGAUCUCACAUUGCAGCGGAUCUUGCUAAAGUGUUUGGUGAACGUUUUGCUGGAGGUAACCUUGGUAUUCUGCAAGACAUGGUCAAACAGGGAUUCUUAGGACGAAAAUCAGGCAAAGGCUACUUUGUCUACAAGUCAGGCACAAAAGAUCGCCCUGUUAAUGAUGGAGCUCUAGGUGUCAUCAAUAAUUAUAGAACAGACCCUAAGGGAGAGUUCACAGAUGAAGAUAAGCAAUUACGUUUAGUAUCUAGAUUCGUCAAUGAAGCUGUACUCUGUCUACAGGAGACUUUGUUGAAUGGACCUGUGGAAGGUGACGUCGGCGCAGUUUUUGGAUUAGGAUUCCCUCCUUUCACUGGUGGACCAUUCCGAUGGGUUGAUCAGUAUGGAGCUGACAAACUCGUCAAGAAAAUGGAGCUCUACCAUUCACUGUACGGAGCACCUUUUGAGCCGUGUCAACUUUUGCUGGAUCACGCCAGGGACAGUUCAAAGAAAUUCUACCCAUCUUAAUUUAAUACCAAGACUGACCAGAGUUAGAGCUUCAAGAACACACCUCUGAAUCAGAGAUUUAUUUCUUGUAGUUGUAUUCACAACAUUUUUAUCCAAAUUUUAUCUCUCUCUCUAUCUCUCUUCUUUCAGGGUGAACUGUCUUGAAUACCUUUUCUCUCUGAUAUGUGUAAAUCUAAGGCUAUUUUAAAAUCCAAUUUUUUUUUUUUUUGGUGUUGUUAGUUUUUUAUUAAACAAGUUAAGACUGAUACUGGUAAUUGGGGUGAAUGUUAAUGUGUGAUUAGUGCCUCCCAAAUUGUUAAGUCGAUAGUGCUGACUUUAUUUUUUUACUUCAAAUGCCUAACUUAGCUGUCGAAUUAGCAAAUAUUUUUGUCUACAUCAGAAGUACUCAAAUAAUAAAUGAUUGAAAUGUAUCCACUCCCAGUAAUUUUUUGUUGAGUGUCCUAUCAACGGAACAUGUUAUGCUUGAGGACCUUCAUUUAAGCAUGACGUGUUAGUUAUAAUUAGUUCAAAUUUUAAAUAGGCUCUCAGAUUUUGAAAGAAGAAGAAAUUUCCAGCUGUGCUUCGAACAUUUUUACUUACUCUAUGUUAGUUCUUCAGUUAGCGACACCGAGGUCUUGAAAGAAAGUUUCCCUACUUUAAUACACACAACCAUUUUAAAAUUCCUAACUCGAACAGUGUGAAAUACUUGAGUCUGCUCAGAAUCUCUGUAGAAGUUUAAUCAAAAUGCAAGCAGUGGUUUUUUUAAACUAGAUUUUAUUCCUUUUUUCUCCCACCUGAUGAGUAUCCAAAUAUGUGUUUUCUGGAAAAUCUUUAAUUUCUGAGCACUACAUAUCAUGGAGUUUUAAUUGCAAUGUAAGCUUUGUUUUGUUGAUGUUAUUUUUAAUGUUCAUGAUGACCUUGUGAUUGCGAAAACCUUGUGGUUAUCUUUCAAAAGUCCGUAGAGUAACAUUACUAAUCAUUAAAUCAUCCCAAGCAUAUGACUGCUGCUCAUUAAAAUAAAAAAAAAUGCAGAAAUUUCCAAUGCAAAUUUAUUUAAUUUGAUGAUGAUGAGUAAAACUUACGAUCAGCUGAGAAUUUCAUCAUUUUUUGAUGUCUAGUAGUUUGCAGGUAGCAUUUGAAAUCUGUUGCAGGUCAACCUUUGAGAUGAGCAGAGAUUUCUCCUUGUCAGAUGCGUUUACUACUAAGCAUCAACAUUAUCAUACCAAUUUCUUUUUUACUGUACCAUUUCUAACUUGAUUUAGUAAUUUUGUGUAGGCACCAUGAAUUACAUUAGUUCAAAAUGUUGUUUGUAAUUACCGUGUUAACACCUUUGUAAUUAUUUUUACUCAAGUUGUUUUAAUGUUAUUAUUCUAUAGUUUAUUUCCAACAUGAAUGACUAGACAAUAUUUUUGUACCUCCAAUAAAAAACGAACCAAUUUAUUUUUCUAACUUUA